Molecule: messenger RNA, 1758 nt
Organism: Hirundo rustica (Barn swallow)
Lineage: Eukaryota; Metazoa; Chordata; Aves; Passeriformes; Hirundinidae
Gene: PEX11B
Product: peroxisomal biogenesis factor 11 beta
Exons: 4
Coding region: 43-792 (249 amino acids)
Biological process (GO): regulation of peroxisome size; peroxisome fission
Cellular component (GO): peroxisomal membrane
Source: RefSeq, a predicted model, not a curated record
GCGGGUGCCGGAGAUGACGCUCUGUGGGAUCGCGGCCCCGCCAUGGAGGCCUGGGUGCGCUUCAGCGCCCAGAGCCAGGCCCGGGAGCGCCUCCUCAGGGCCGCCCAGUACGCCUGUGCCUUGGCCGGGGCCGCGCUGAGCCGAGCCGGGAGCGGUGACAACUCCGGGAUCCUGAGCCGCCUCCAGCAGCUGGAGGCUCAUCUGAGCCUGGGCCGCAAGCUGCUGCGCUUGGGGGGCUCGGCCGAGGCUCUGGGGGGAGCCCAGCGCUCGCUGCAUCUGCCCGACCCCGUCCUGCGCUUCUGCCUCACCCUGUCCCACCUGAACCGAGCCCUCUACCUGGCCUGCGACAACGUCCUGUGGGCCGGGAAAAGCGGGAUCCUGCCCGGCCUGGCCCUGGAGAAGUGGAGCCAGAGGUCCUUCAGGUAUUACCUGUUCGCGCUGGUGGUGAACCUCAGCCGGGACGCCUACGAGAUCCGGGUGCUGCUGGAACGCGCCGAGGCCGCCAGGAAACGCGGGAAGAGCCCGGAAAACCGCCCCCAGCUCGGCGCCGAGGGCAGGACGCAGCGUCUGCGGCUCCACCUGCGGCUCCAGCUGCUCCUCCUGCUGCGGGUGCUCCGGGAGAACCCCCCGCUGCUGCUGGACCUGCUGAGGAACGCCUGCGACCUGGUGAUCCCGCUGGAAAAGCUGGGGCUGUGGCGGAGCGGCCCGGGAAUCGUGGGCUUCUGCGGCCUCGCCUCCUCCGUGCUCUCCAUCGUCACCAUCCUCCACCCCUGGCUCAAACUGAAGCCGUAGUUAUCCCAGGGGUGGGGGGGAAUUCCUUGGGAUGUUUUGGGAAUUCCCGGGGGCCGCCAGGUUCGGGACUCGGCGUUGGAGCUCACGGGGACGCGGUUCUUCCCGUUUUUCCGGCAGUUCUAGAGGUCCCGCGUUCCCUUUUUUUUCCUGCCCGGGAAGCGCCUUUAACCCGGAACGUUCCGGAAAACUCGGAUCUCCGGGGGCUCCUCCCGGAUUUCGCCGUGGGUGAAGCCACGGGGUCGGGAUGAUUCCCGUGCCCCGAAUGGUUUGGGACGGUUUUGCUUUGUGAGAAAUCUGGGAGAGGGCAGCGGGAAGAAGGGAUAAAUCCAUGGCUUUGUGUGGGAGGGGGAAUGCAGGCAGGAAUUUCCCUUCCUGAACCUUCCCAGGAAAGCCCAGGGGGAGGAAGCGACCGCAGCGAGCCGAGGGAUGGCUCUCAGCGUUCCCACGUGGAUUUCCCUCUCUUGGAAGAGCACGGAGGCAGCUCGGCAUCCUGAGUGCUUCCCAACAGCUCCACCUCGGCUGCAUUCCCCUUCUAUCCCUGUCCAGCAGUUUUUUGGGGAAAAAAAAACCCAAAAAAAACCAAAAAAAAGAUCAGAGCCUGGCUGUGUCUGUGUUGGGAUUCCCGGUGCUGCUGCCUCACCGAAUUCCCUUUUUUCCCCCGGAUUCUGUGAGGCCGGAUUGCACGUGGCCCCAGCCCAGCUCUGAUGUCGUAUCACGAAACCCUGGGAAUUAUUUAAUUCUCCUUGGAUCUGUCCCUGGGAGAGCAGGAAUAUCCUCUUGAAGGGGUUUUUUUUGGGGGGGGAGAACUCCGUAGCAGAGCUCCUGAGCCCGUCUGGCUUUUUUUAUCCCGGGAGAAUCCAGGCGUUGAAAGCUUUGGAGCGUUGGGAUGAGUGCGCAGCGCUCCGGGGGGAUCCCGCAGUGUAAUUAACGGAUCAAUUAAAUUAUUAAAGCGCCGCGGCCUCCUCC